This is a messenger RNA of Diutina rugosa, 465 nucleotides long. Its product is annotated as centrin. The transcript has a single exon. NCBI's taxonomy places the organism in Eukaryota, Fungi, Ascomycota, Pichiomycetes, Serinales, Debaryomycetaceae. Gene Ontology annotation, molecular function: calcium ion binding. Bases 1 to 465 code for a protein of 154 amino acids. The record is from RefSeq and is a predicted model, not a curated record.
AUGCUGUAUCGGACGUACCCGCGUAACGAGCUCCAAGAUGAGCACCGGAAGGAAAUUGACGAAGCAUGGAAUCUCUUCGACAUGAACCAGGACGGUAAGAUCGACUUUCAUGAAUUCAAAGUGGCGCUUCGAGCGCUUGGCUUCGACGUACAAAAAUCCGAAAUCAGACGCUGGCUUACGGAAAAGGGGGAUGGCAACUACAUUGUCCAGGCUCAGUUUGAGGAAGUGGCCUCCGAGCUUAUCAGAAACCGCACCCCCGAAGAAGAGAUCGGGCGAGCGUUCACGUUAUUCGACCGUACGGGCCGGGGCAAGAUCCUGUUUGACGAUCUCAAGCGAGUGUGCCUGGAAGUGGGGGAAAACCUUCCUGACGAAGAGCUUCAGGCGAUGAUCGAUGAGUUCGACAUCGACGGCGAUGGUUUUAUCAACAAGGAAGAGUUCGCAAAAAUUUGCAAGGACUGGCAAUAA